This is a messenger RNA of Meleagris gallopavo (turkey), 870 nucleotides long. The record is from RefSeq and is a predicted model, not a curated record. NCBI's taxonomy places the organism in Eukaryota, Metazoa, Chordata, Aves, Galliformes, Phasianidae.
GGAACCCAUUGGGGUGAUGCUGAGAAAUGGGGUCCAGCAGAUCUGAGGACCCCCUCCCAGCACCCACCACAGAGGGACACGUUGGGGACGGUGCUGGGAAGUGGGCUGCCCCAGGUUGGGGGAUCUGAGGGAUCCCAUUGGGACGGUGUGGGGAGGCAGCCCCCCCCAAGAGCUGCAUCCUGACAGCUGCCCCCGACCCCGCAGUGUGGCUCGGCUGAGUACAUGGCCCCAGAGGUGGUGGAGGCCUUCAGCGAGGAGGCGUCCAUCUACGACAAGCGCUGUGACCUGUGGAGCCUGGGGGUGAUCCUGUACAUCAUGCUCAGUGGGUACCCCCCCUUCGUGGGCCACUGUGGCUCCGACUGCGGCUGGGACCGAGGCGAGGCGUGCCCCACCUGCCAGAACAUGUUAUUUGAGAGCAUCCAGGAGGGCAAAUACGAGUUCCCCGACAAGGACUGGGCGCACAUCUCCUUUGGGGCCAAAGAUCUCAUCUCGAAGCUGCUGCUGCGGGAUGCCAAGAAGCGGCUCAGCGCUGCCCAGGUCCUGGAGCACCCCUGGGUGCAGGGGUGCGCCCCGGAUAACACCCUGCCAACCCCCAUCAUCCUGCAGAGGAACAGCAGUGCCAAAGAACUCACCUCCUUCGCCGCAGAGGCCAUGGCCGUCAACAGGCAGCUGACACAGCGCGACGAGGAUGAGGAGGAGGAGGAGGAGGAGCGCCCCAUCAUCAUCAAAGCAGCCUCCAGGGCCGUGCAGCUCUCACCACCCUCCGAGUCCCAGCUGGCGCAGCGGCGGCAGAGGAGCAGCGCGGCCAAAGCAGUGGCUGCGGGGCAGCACCUGGUGGCCCCGCUGGUCCUGGUGGCUGACCAGGCCUGA